AUGAGUGCAGACCAAGGCUCAAACUCAUCCGCAUCAACGUCCUCCUCUUCUCUCUUUGAUCCUGGCGUCUUUCUCCCCGGCGGCCACAACAAUGACCCCCCGCUCCCGGAAAACAGCCCCACGGCUGGCUACAAACUGAAUCACUUCAUGCUCCGUGUCCGCGAGCCGCAGCGCUCGCUCCACUUCUACAUCAACCUCAUGGGCAUGCGCACAGUCUUCACCAUGAAUGCCAGCCCUUUCACACUAUACUACCUAGGCUACCCUCCCACAUCCGAAGACCGAGCCGACCUGCCCUCCUGGUCUGCACGAGUCGCCAAACCCCCGGUUCUCACGCAAACCCCAGGGUUGCUGGAACUGUACCAUGUCCAUGGGACAGAAAAAGCGGACGCCGAGGGCGGCUUCAACAUGUCCACUGGCAAUACGCCGCCGCAUCUCGGCUUUGGACACGUAGGAUUCACGGUGCCGGAUGUUGCGGGCGCAUUGGAGAGGCUUAGGAAGCAAGGAGUCCCAAUCAUCAAGGAGUUGGGUAGUAGUUCGCGAGAGAGUGUGCCGUUGAGUUCGUGGGAGGAGGAAAGGGGAGUCGGUGUGGGCGAGAUUCAUUCGAAUUAUCAGAAGCUCUUUGAUCAGAUUGCUUAUGUCGCUGAUCCGGAUGGAUAUUUCGUGGAACUGAUUCCUCAGGAUUUGCAUUGA
Molecule: messenger RNA, 690 nt
Organism: Aspergillus fischeri NRRL 181
Lineage: Eukaryota; Fungi; Ascomycota; Eurotiomycetes; Eurotiales; Aspergillaceae
Product: putative lactoylglutathione lyase (Glo1)
Exons: 2
Coding region: 1-690 (229 amino acids)
Molecular function (GO): lactoylglutathione lyase activity; metal ion binding
Source: RefSeq, a predicted model, not a curated record